Molecule: messenger RNA, 1732 nt
Organism: Poecilia latipinna (sailfin molly)
Lineage: Eukaryota; Metazoa; Chordata; Actinopteri; Cyprinodontiformes; Poeciliidae
Product: membrane-associated phosphatidylinositol transfer protein 2-like
Exons: 10
Coding region: 151-1503 (450 amino acids)
Biological process (GO): phospholipid transport
Cellular component (GO): cytoplasm
Molecular function (GO): phosphatidylinositol transfer activity; phosphatidylcholine intramembrane carrier activity; phosphatidylcholine binding
Source: RefSeq, a predicted model, not a curated record
UCACAUGGCAGCAGGCGGGGGGAAAUGACAGACGGCUGCCUCCUCGCUGACUAACGAUGCUGCUGGGUUAGCAAAGCCUGACCGAGAGGAGCCUCACCUUCAGACCCCGCGAACGCAGGCAGGCAGAGUCGGUUCUGUUCCAGCACAGCCAUGCUGAUCAAGGAGUACCGGAUCCCCAUGCCGAUGAGUGUGGAGGAGUACCGCAUCGCUCAGCUCUACAUGAUCCAGAAGAAGAGCAGAGAGGAGAGCUGCGGUGAGGGCAGCGGAGUGGAGAUCCUGGAGAACAAGCCUUACGAGGACGGCCCGGGAGGGUCGGGUCAGUACACUCACAAGGUCUAUCACAUCGGCAAACACAUCCCGUCCUGGUUCUGUGCCAUCCUCCCUCAGGCCGCCCUUCGUGUGGAGGAGGAGUCCUGGAAUGCUUACCCCUAUACACGAACCCGGUAUACUUGUCCAUUUGUUGAGAAAUUCUCCAUAGACAUUGAGACGUAUUACAAACCAGACACUGGAAAUCAAGCAGAUGUCUUCAAUCUAUCCUCUGCUGAAAAGAGACAGAGGACUGUCGAUCCUAUAGACAUUGUCAAGGACUACAUCCCUCCCCAUGAAUACCUGGUGGAAGAAGACCCCAAGCUGUACCAGUCAAUCAAAACCAGACGGGGCCCGUUGUCAGAGGACUGGAUCGAGGAGAUCAACCACAACCCUGGUCAGACCGUCGUCAUGUGCGCCUACAAGCUCUGCAAGGUGGAGUUCAGAUACUGGGGCAUGCAGUCCAAGAUCGAGCGCUUCAUACACGACGUAGGUCUCCGCAAAGUGAUGGUCCGAGCCCACCGGCAGGCGUGGUGCUGGCAGGAUGAAUGGUACGGUCUCACCAUCGAGGACAUCAGGCAGCUGGAGCUGGAAACCCAGCUAGCGUUAGCCAAGAAGAUGGCGCAGUACAGCCUGAAUGAGGAGGGGGUAGCAGAGACCAAUGGCUCCUCUGUUAGCCAAGAUCAGGAACAGCCGGGAGAGAACCUGGGGUCAGCUGCAGAGGUCGAGGGAACUCGAGGAAAGCUUGGAGAUUCUCUAGAGACGCGAGGGGAGCUCACCAAGCAGUGGUCCACCUCUUCCAGAUCGUCCAACAGGUCAUCAAAGAGAGGAACGAGUCCGUCUCACCACAGCAUUUCAGAGUGGAGGAUGCAGAGCAUUGCCCGGGACUCUGACGACAGCACUGACGACGAGUUCUUUGAUGCCCACGAGGACCUGUCGGAUAACGAGGACAUGUUCUCCAAGGAAAUCACCAAGUGGAGCUCUAAUGACCUCAUGGACAAGAUCGAGACAAUAGAAGUGGAUGAAGCACAAGAAGCGUAUCAGGAGUUGAGUGAGGACUACAGCGUCACUGAGGACACCCAGAUGGAGGACUGUCCGUCCCAGCAGUGUCCCCAGCCGUCCAAAAUCCACGUCCUCAUUCUGGUCCUGCAUGGUGGUAACAUACUGGACACCGGCUCUGGUACUACGGCGUGUUAAUCUUUGGAACAUUUUUCAGAAAACAAAAACCUUUCAUACUCUUAUUUCUGUUCAUGGUCAGCUGAACCCAUUCUUCAUCUCGAGUUUAAGAUGAGCAAAGAAAAGUAUCACAAGAGCUCAAUGAAGAUGUAAUAAAAGGAAUAUAGAUUUGAUUCAGAUUAACUUUGUGAACAUAUUAAAUUAGUGAACUUUUUCUCUAAGCCUAGAUAAGGUGUUUUAAGAUCAAUCU